Messenger RNA from Gekko japonicus, 3754 nucleotides. It is a transcript of the gene KBTBD2, whose product is annotated as kelch repeat and BTB (POZ) domain containing 2. Gene Ontology annotation, molecular function: protein binding. The coding region runs from base 460 to 2331 and encodes 623 amino acids. The transcript is spliced from 4 exons. The record is from RefSeq and is a predicted model, not a curated record. NCBI's taxonomy places the organism in Eukaryota, Metazoa, Chordata, Lepidosauria, Squamata, Gekkonidae.
GUGGGACGGCAAGCGACGGGCCUGCGCGUCGCGCGCUCUUUCUCCUUCUGCUCCUCAACGGACGCCGCGGGCGGGCGGAAAAAAGGAGUUUCACAAGUGCAGCAACUGACUGAGAGAUGCUUCAGGAAAAUCUACCUCACAAAUUGCAUUUGUUUGCCAAUGUGCUGCAUCACUGGAAAUCUCACGAGAAGCUUGGCGGUCAUUCUUGAAAGUCUCAGGAGAGCAGAUGGCUACCAAAUAAGUGUAUUGUGACCUGGGAAUGGGUCGAAGUCUGAAGCAUUUUUGAUUGAGCAGUUCAGUCCAUCAUUGCUAAAUGUCUUAAUAAAGCUCGUAAAGGCUUCAAAGAAUAUUCCGUGUAGUCUCUUCUCAGUUUUUCAAGAAAUGGUUGCUUGAUCUCUGUCCUGCCAAAAUAAAGUGGCUUCUCUUACCUGAUCCUGGAAACAUUAAUGGAACAUAGUCAUGUCUACCCAGGAAGAAAGGCAGAUCAAUACGGAAUAUGCUGUAUCUUUACUGGAGCAGUUAAAGCUGUUCUAUGAACAGCAGUUACUAACUGACAUAGUUUUAAUUGUUGAGGGUACUGAAUUCCCAUGCCAUAAGAUGGUUCUUGCUACAUGUAGUUCUUACUUCAGGGCUAUGUUCAUGAGCGGGUUGAGUGAAAGCAAACAAACCCAUAUCCAUCUGAGGAAUGUGGAUGCAGCCACUUUACAAAUCAUAAUAAUUUAUGCUUACACGGGUAAUUUGGCAAUAAAUGACGCAACAGUCGAACAGCUUUAUGAAACAGCCUGCUUCUUACAGGUAGAAGAUGUAUUACAACGGUGUAGAGAAUACUUAAUUAAAAAAAUAAAUGCAGAGAACUGUGUGCGACUCUUGAGUUUUGCUGACCUUUUCAGUUGUGAAGAGUUAAAACAGAAUGCUAAGAGGAUGGUAGAACACAAGUUCACCGCUGUAUACCAUCAGGAUGCUUUCAUGCAGCUCUCUCAUGAUCUAUUGAUAGAUAUUUUGAGCAGUGACAACUUAAAUGUGGAAAAGGAGGAGACAGUUCGUGAAGCUGCUAUGUUGUGGCUGGAGUAUAACACAGAAGCUAGAUCACAGUAUUUGUCGUCUGUUCUUAGCCAAAUAAGAAUUGAUGCACUUUCUGAAGUUACCCAGAGAGCUUGGUUUCAAGGCUUGCCACCAAAUGAUAAGUCCGUUGUGGUUCAAGGAUUGUAUAAAUCUAUGCCUAAGUUUUUUAAGCCAAGGCUUGGAAUGACUAAAGAGGAGAUGAUGAUCUUCAUCGAAGCUGCUGCUGAAAAUCCUGGUAAUCUUUACUCUUCAGUAUGCUACAGCCCACAGGCUGAAAAAGUUUACAAGCUCUGCAGCCCUCCUGCUGACUUGCAUAAGGUUGGAACACUUGUAACUCCUGAUAAUGAUAUUUAUAUAGCAGGUGGGCAAAUUCCACUGAAAAACACAAAAGCCAAUCACAGUAAAACAAGCAAACUUCAGGUUGCCUUCCGAACUGUGAAUUGCUUUUACUGGUUUGAUGCCCAGCAGAACACUUGGUUUCCAAAGAGUCCAAUGCUGUUUGUUCGCAUAAAGCCAUCCCUGGUUUGCUGUGAAGGCCACAUCUAUGCAAUUGGAGGAGACAAUGUCGGUGGAGAGCUCAACAGGAGAACUGUAGAAAGAUAUGAUACAGAGAGAGAUGAAUGGACCAUGGUAAGCCCAUUGCCCUGUGCAUGGCAAUGGAGUACAGCAGUUGCUGUUCAUAAUUGCAUUUAUGUAAUGGCACACAAUUUGAUGUACUGUUACUUCCCGAGGUCAGAUGCUUGGGUUGAAAUGGCUAUGAGACAGACUAGUAGGUGCUUUGCUUCAGCUGCUGCUUUUGGAGAUAAAAUAUUUUACAUUGGUGGCUUGCAUGUUGGCAGCAACUCUGGUAUAAGACUCCCAACUAGCACUGUAGAUGGGUCUUCCGUAACUGUGGAAGUCUAUGAUGUGAAUAAAAAUGAAUGGCGAACGGCAGCCAAUAUCCCUGCCAAGCGGUAUUCUGACCCCUGCGUCAGAGCUGUUGUGAUCUCCAAUUCUUUAUGUGUGUUCAUACGAGAAACCCACAUGAAUGAGAGAGCCAAGUAUGCCACCUACCAAUAUGAUAUGGACCUUGACCGGUGGUUCUUGCGGCAACAUAUUUCUGAGCGGGUGCUAUGGGAUCUAGGAAAAGACUUUCGAUGCACUGUGGGAAAACUGUAUCCAUCUUGCCUUGAAGAGUCUCCAUGGAAGCCUCCACCAUAUCUCUUUCCAUCAGAUGGAGCAGAUGAAUUUGAGCUGCACGGAGAGAUGGUUACACUGCCCCCUGUAUAGCUCCCAAAACUCAGACUGCAUGCCUGUAAUUGAUUAUCAUGAACAUUUGUUUGAAAGAUCAGAGCUGGAAACUAAACCUGUCAAGGCUGUCUUGUUUGUAUGCCCUAUUUAACUUUUGUGGCCAUUGAGUGUAAAUCAGUGAAAUUUUCAAGCAGAUAUGCUUCCAUAAUCUAAAACAAUCCCUCUGAUAGCUGAUGGGAUCUCUGGGUUGGAUCUAGCACAAAAUUUAUGCUUGUGCUAGGGCUCUUGUGCAAGCAGAAGUGCAAGGAAAAAAAACAUGGUAGCUGCUCGUGCUGUCAAACUUAUUGUAUCUCUCCCCUCCCCUGUGUUUCUGCUUGUGCAAAGCCGUGUGCAUCCGGUUUCUGGGUCCUAUAUAUAAAAGCAGGAAAGUAGUAGGUGCUGUGCAGGAUCUUGCGCAGAUGGAACUGUGCUGUUUGUAUUUCUGCUUGCGCAUUGCUGGAUCCAGCCUAUCUAUAUUGCAAGCUUAAAGCAUCUGCUUAUUGUUUCAAUGUUUAGUCCUGUGAAGACAUUUAGUUCAGGAAAUGUUCACAAAAGCAGCAUCUGUUUUUAGGAUGGUAUGUCAAUUGCUCUGAAAGUAUCUUCCAGGUGUAUAUACUGAGUUCUGGAAAUCUUUGUAUGUGCUAGUUAUAAGUAGAUUCAGUGUGGCCUAAUGGAAUGUGCUGCACUUAAUGCACAACAGCUGUGUUGGUAUAAUAAUGCCAUGUAAAAGAAGAAACAAAUCCCAUGGAUCUACCUGUGGUAGGAAGGGUAGAUCUUCCAUUUUACAGUGACAUGCAGGGCAAAAUGACUGCAGGUUCAGUCAAGCUGUAUUAUUAUUAUUAUUAGGUGCAUGUAUUUUCACUAACUUAUACCUGUCUAUUUAGAAUACAGGUCUUCCGAGCAGCUGGUAGUUUACCAGGUGUGAACUUACGUUGCUGGGCUUGCAAUAAGAAUUGCCAGCCCCUCCUAGUGCGGGUCUCUGUGGAGCUUUGGAUCAGUAAAUGACUCCACGUUCUGUAUUUCAGAAACAUUGGCUCAUGCAUAUUACUUCCUGCUGCUUUAUGUUCCCCCCCCAUCCCACCCCCAGUGUAAACAAAGAUGUAGUAUGGAUUAACCGAAGUCUCUUUUUGUUAAUUUAAUAACAAGCAUUACUGUAGUGUGACUGUGUGUAGAUACCCCUUAGCCGUUGUUGUGUUUUUCUUUUGGGGAGGGGAGCAAAACUGUUCAGGAAUACUCUACCCUUCUGUGCAAAGAGAGCAGUUGACUAGUGCUGCUCUGGCAUUAAUCCCAGGAACCACUAGCAGUAGCGGGGCGCCACCAAUAUUACAUGAGCACAGGUGCUUCAUGAUGGAUCAUACUAGCAUGUUCAGCUGUAUCAUGUUCUGGCACUGUAUUUUGAAUGAUAUUAAUUUAUUAAAAAAAA